AUGAGGAUUUAUUUUAAUUGUAUUAUAUUUUUGAUUUGUACAACAGAAGUUUGCCAUUCAGAAGUAUGCGCGAACGCAGGUGAUGUCUCUCGCUGUCGGAAGAAAACUCUUGCUUUUGAGGCUAUAGCUGACUUACACAAUCAAUUAGACGGUGAUGAUAGUGGCGGAAUUGAUUUCUCAGAGGCUCAAAAUUUUCUAGGAGAAAAGUUAAGUUAUCCCCUUGACCAAUUCAAUCAAAGGGAUCUUAGUCAGGAGGAUGGCAUAAUCAGCCUUCUCGAUCUAUGGGUUGCGUGGCGCAAAAAUCCGGCGCACAACUGGACAGUUUCGGAAACUGUAAAGUGGUUAAUAGAUAUUGUAGAGCUUCCAGAAUACAGCCAAAUUUUCUCCGAUAACAAGGUCGAUGGCGAGAGCAUACCACGGUUUGUUUCCCGUAAUACAAAAUUUCUCAGCGAUGAGUUGGGAAUUAAAAAUUCCCUUCAUCGGAGAAAACUCUCCCUCAAAGCCAUGGACCUCAUUCUCUUCGGACCCCCCAAAAAAAACGCCUCAACUGUUGCCGCAGCCGGAUCCCUACUUGUUCAUCUCACCCGUGAUAUGCCCUUAGUCUCCACCCUGGUUGUUGCGAGUGCAUUUAUCCUCUCACUGGCUGUUCUCAACCAUCACUACACUCUGCGCCUAAGAUAUGUAACCUCAGGGAACCUUGAUAGACUCUCAAAAGCGGAGCAAACACUACACGAAUUGCACCAAGAAUUAGUGGGGUUGAAGGAGGUAGAAUCUACAGCUUCUACUUCCUCAAGUAGUAAUAGACCUGCGAGCAAUCGUACUGUUCAAAUUGAUGAUGCCCUUUUCCAAAGUUCUGACUCUGGUCGCAGUUCAGAACAGAUUCCAUUAAACACAGGGAAGCAUGGUAAAGCUGAGCCUCCAACACGAAAGCCUAGUGAAUCAUCCUUCUUUCCCAGGAGAACGGUCGCUGAUGCGAAUAUAAGCAGUGCUCCCUGGUCUGCAUCCCCAACUCUACCCGGUCAAAACUCAUUCUAUACUGGUGGAUCAGAACGUCUUUCUGGAAUUUCAGUUGCCAAGCCUCCAAUGGAUAGUCCAGCAACAGAAUUAGCUCUUCUCCUCCAAAUGACUCAUGAAUUGGAGUUGAGGCACUACUGGGAAAAACGUUCUGCUGCUGCUAAACAACUCAUGAUCGCGAAAGAAGCUUGUGAUCGGAUGAGGAGAAAGCGGUCUUCUCUUGUUGGAUCUGUCAGACUCAUCCAUUCGGAUAAUUUGGAUGAUGUUGAUACGAAAUUAAAUGCUGCUAGACGUGUCCUUGAAAAUGUUACUGCAGAUAUGCAGGAGCGCAAACACCGUUGGAGCAGAAUUGAAGAUUUAACUGGUCUGAACCUGCAGCAACCCGCCGAUAUCAGUGCACUAAUGACGGCUCUCGGUUACGACAAAUCAAGAUGCCGUUUGGGUGAAGAUAGUAGCAGCACUCUGCGUCUGUUUGACCUCUCUACGGACUUCUCCCUUUUUACUGGGGAUGAUUUUGUUGAAGAGCAACCCAACGGUAUGUGCUUGAGAACGAAUGAGGAAGCCUAUAACCGAACACCCCUUGAUUGGCAAAGCAGAAAUAUGGUUCAAAACCUGUCCAAUAGACUCCACUCUGAAGCGUCAUCACCCCCAGAUACUCCGUUCUCCCAUCCUGACGCAAGAAAUGAGGCAAAUCCACCUAGCCUACUCAUGCAACCGAAUAUUCACCGAAAUUACUCCUUUGUUCGUCCAUUUGCUAACCUCUGGCGCCGUAAAGUCAAAUCUCAUCAUCAACAACCAGGUUGUUUCAGUCCACCCCCUCAGAAUCUUCCCCAAAUCAGACCACAUUUUACCAUAGAUCCUAUACCGAGUGUUAUGAGUUAUGACGGAUAUCAUCGCAAGCCUUCCACAUCUUGA
Molecule: messenger RNA, 1929 nt
Organism: Rodentolepis nana
Lineage: Eukaryota; Metazoa; Platyhelminthes; Cestoda; Cyclophyllidea; Hymenolepididae
Source: the annotation of a GenBank genome assembly